UUGGAUAUUCUAAACCUCCUGGUGAGCAUUUGCAUGCCCAGCUCCUCCUAUACCUAUCAUAGUCCUUGUCAUCAGUGCCCCUCUUCUCGCAACUGCACUACUACCAUACUAUUCAGCCAUUGUACCCUCUGGCUGGCGGUCUGGUGUGAUCUGAUAGCGUGUCUAGGUGGGGGGAGAAGAGGGGAGAGGAGAGAGAGAAGGAGAGAGAUGAGAGACGAUACAACCCCCCCCUCUCCCUCCCUCCCUCCUCCCAAAAACACCCCUAUCGUGACAGGCUGCGGGUUCUGUCAAGGCUCUUCUUCUUUGCGUUUCCGUUCCUUUUUUACGGUUCCUUUUAAUUUCAGCUUUUCUGCUCUUUGAAAUUCACCGCUCUUGUCGCUACUAUUCCUAUGAACCCUGUGUUGCGCAGGGAAGAGCGCACAUUACGCAGUAUACGAGAACUUAGUUAUGGCUGAUGACUUCCCACCCGCGCAGGUGCUAAAGAAAUCCCUCGACCCUACCAAGCUCGACAGACCUGCUCUCAGGUAUUUUCGGAAUAAGAUGGCGCAGAAGUCGGCGAUCCUGUCGGUCUACGACAAAACUGGCUUGCUAGAUCUGGCCAAGGGCCUCAUCCAAUACAAUGUUCGCUUGCUCGCGUCUGGCGGUACGGCGAAGAUGAUUCGGGAGGCUGGAUUUCCGGUUGAGGAUGUAUCCGCCAUCACGCACGCCCCCGAAAUGCUGGGUGGUCGUGUGAAGACCCUUCAUCCUGCAGUCCACGGCGGAAUUCUCGCCCGGAAUAUCGAGUCCGACGAACAGGAUCUGGCAGACCAGAAGAUCGCGAAGGUCGACUAUGUCGUCUGCAACCUAUACCCAUUCAAGGAGACUGUGGCCAAGGUCAAUGUUACCAUGGAGGAGGCUGUCGAGGACAUUGAUAUUGGAGGUGUCACACUACUGCGCGCUGCGGCUAAGAACCAUGCCCGGGUCACCAUUCUCAGCGAUCCGAGCGAUUACCCGGAAUUCCUAAGCCAGUUGGAGGCGGGGGAUGUUUCAGAGAAGAACCGGAAGCUUUAUGCUCUCAAGGCGUUUGAGCACACUGCAGACUAUGACGAGGCGAUCUCAGGCUUCUUCAGGAAGCAGUACGCUGCUGGUACACAGUACAUGCCGCUUCGUUAUGGCGCGAAUCCACACCAGAAACCCGCUUGCGCCUUCACCAGGCAGGGCCAGCUCCCAUUCAAGGUCCUUGGCGGGUCUCCAGGAUAUAUCAACCUUCUCGACGCUUUGAACGCAUGGCCACUCGUUAAAGAAUUGAAGCAGGCCCUAGGCUACCCAGCUGCCGCCAGCUUCAAGCACGUUUCUCCCGCCGGUGCCGCCAUUGGCGUCCCACUGAACGAGAAGGAGAAGAAGGUCUACAUGGUCGACGAUAUCGCCGGCAUCGACGAGUCGGGAUUGGCACAGGCAUACGCCCGCGCCAGAGGCGCAGACCGCAUGUCCAGUUUCGGCGACGUCAUCGCCCUCUCCGACAUCGUCGACGUCCCAACCGCCAAGAUCAUCUCCCGUGAAGUCUCCGACGGCGUCAUCGCGCCAGGCUACACCCCCGAGGCCCUAGCCCUCCUCACCAAGAAAAAGGGCGGCAAAUAUCUCGUCCUCCAAAUGGACGAGGCCUAUAACCCGCCCGCCGACGAAACCCGCUCCGUCUACGGCGACCUGAAGAAACUCCCCGACUCCGCCCUGCGCGACCUCACCGUCGCCACCAUCGCGCUCAAAUACACUCAGUCGAACUCCGUCUGCUACGCGCUGAACGGGCAAGUCAUCGGCCUCGGCGCGGGCCAGCAGAGCCGCAUCCACUGCACGCGCCUGGCGGGCGAUAAGGCAGAUAACUGGUGGAUGCGGUUCCAUGAGCGGGCGCUGAGUAUACGGUGGAAACCGGGGACGAAGCGGGCGGAGAAGAGUAAUGCGAUUGAUAUGUUGUGUUCCGGACAGGUGCCGGGCAAUGCCGUUGAGAAGGCGGAUUUUGAGAAGGUGUUUGAGGACGGGUGUGUGCCUGUGCCGUUUACGGUUGAGGAGCGGGAUGGGUGGUUGGAGCAGUUGGGAGAGGUGGCGGUCUCGUCGGAUGCUUUUUUCCCCUUCGUUGACAACGUGUUCCGCGCCGCACGGUCUGGUGUUAAAUACAUCGCUGCACCGAGCGGAAGCCAGAAUGAUGGUCCUGUCUUUGAGACGGCGGAGAAACUGGGGAUUGUGUUCGUGGAGCAGGGGAUUCGGUUGUUCCAUCACUGA
Messenger RNA from Blastomyces gilchristii SLH14081, 2253 nucleotides. RefSeq names its product bifunctional purine biosynthesis protein ADE17. Gene Ontology annotation, molecular function: IMP cyclohydrolase activity; phosphoribosylaminoimidazolecarboxamide formyltransferase activity. Gene Ontology annotation, biological process: 'de novo' IMP biosynthetic process. The coding region runs from base 448 to 2253 and encodes 601 amino acids. The transcript is spliced from 5 exons. Gene Ontology annotation, cellular component: cytosol. Lineage: Eukaryota; Fungi; Ascomycota; Eurotiomycetes; Onygenales; Ajellomycetaceae. The record is from RefSeq and is a predicted model, not a curated record.